This is a messenger RNA of Paramuricea clavata, 1779 nucleotides long. Lineage: Eukaryota; Metazoa; Cnidaria; Anthozoa; Malacalcyonacea; Plexauridae. The record is from the annotation of a GenBank genome assembly.
AUGGGAGAAUCUCCAUUUGUGUCGUCUCUUAUUUAUGAACUGACUGAUAAGUUACCACAGGAGGAUGCAAAGGCCUGGCGGACAAAAGUUGGUGAAGGUCAGGUGAAGAUGACGCUAGAAGCAUUCAGCACAUGGUUGGGAGCAAGAGGAAGGUGUUAUUGGAGUGCAUUGCCCCCACAAAAUACUCGAAGAAAAGAAUAUCGUAACAACCGAAACCGUCCCAGAAGAUCUUUAUUUGGCCAGCAUAUUGCCAAAUGCGUGAAAUGUGAUGGCAAGCAUAGGACGGAGAACUGUACAAAGUUCAAAGAGUUGUCAACGGAAGACCGUUUCAACUUUGUGAAAGAGAAACGGCUCUGUUUUGGUUGCUUAGAAGAAUCUCAUAUUUCUCGAAAUUGUCCACAGAAAAAGGAAUGCGGCAUCGGGAACUGCAAAAGGAAACAUCACCCGUUAUUACACCAAGAAGAGAAUGUGCGUUCAACCACCACCAAGACACCACAGUCCGGUGUAGCGUUUGGAGUUGUUGAAGUUUCCGUCGUUGGUGCUGGCGGCAUUCAAGUGAAAGGAAACCUUUUGUUUGAUGAUGGUUCUGACACUACGCUGGUCACAGAAUCUUUUGUGCGAAAGCUGGGAUUGCGGGGAAAGAAGACCACGCUCAACAUUUCGGGUGUUGGAGGAAAAGAAAGCAAAAGAACGUCUUCUCAAGUGAACCUCCAUGUUAAAACACCACAAGGCAAUGCUGAAUAUGUUAAUCUCACAGCCUGGAGCCUUCCAAAGAUCUGUCAGCCAGUUGGAACUGUUCAAUGGCCUGAUAUCAAAAGAAAGUGGAAACACCUGGAAAAUGUUAACCUUAAAGCUGUUGGUGGUGAAAUUGAUAUCCUUCUUGGUCUUGAUCAUGCAGAUUUGUUGAUACCGUUGGAUGUAAAGAUGGGAAAACCACAAGAACCCGUAGCCAAAAGGACAAGUUUUGGCUGGAUGGCGGUCGGACUGGUUGGCAAGCCUCGUGGCGACAUCCACAGCUAUCACGUUGCCAGAGCUGAGCCAGAACAACUCGAUGUUGCCUUUAAGCAGUUUUGGGAUAGCGAGUCGUUUGGGACUAAGACAACGAACUUUCCACACUACUCCAAUGAUGAUCAACGAGCCUUGGAUAUACUGGAACACGAGACUAGGAAGUUGGAGACCGGUUACGAGGUCCCCUUGUUAUGGAAAGAAAACGAACCACAGCUUCAGAACAAUCGAGAAGUCGCGCAAAAGAGAUUGGAAGGCUUGCAACGACGAUUUGAGCGAGACCCAGAGUAUGAGAAAGAUUAUCGCAAAGCUGUCAGCAAGUAUGUAGAAGAUGGAUAUGCGCACAAAGUGGGUGAAGAAGACGACUUCAAUGGACCAAAUCAGUGGUAUCUCCCUCAUCACGGAGUAUAUAAGAAAUCAUCCGCCGAGAAGAAGAUCCGAGUAGUCUUUGAUGCCUCAGCUAAGUACAGAGGCAAAUGUUUGAACGAUGCUUUACUCCCAGGACCUGUUCUACAGAAUGAACUUCCACAAGUCCUCACAAAGUUCCGGGAAGGUAAUGUUGCAUUCGGAGCCGAUAUCGAGGCAAUGUUUAGCCGAGUUAGAUUGCAGGAGCAAGAUGCUAGAUAUCAUCGCUUUCUGUGGAAAGAGAAAAACAGUGAGGUCAUUGACACUUAUCAGAUGAACAGAUUAGCCUUCGGUGAUACCUCGUCACCAUGCGAAGCAAUUUAUGUCACUCGCCGAACUGCUAAAGAUCAUGGACAAGGACAAGAAGAA